GGCUACUCCAGAGCCCGUCGUCUGUCGGCUGCGCACAGAAGCGAGUUGUUCUGACGGGAGCAGCGCAGAGAAUCCGAGCUGAUCCAAAAUGAGUGAACCGGGUCAAGACGAGAAACGAUACGACCGAAGAGACACGACCCUGAAAUUCGUCAACAGACCCGAUGAUCUGGAUCCGAUGCCGCCCGACGAAGGAGAUGAUGGUCUCCGAGCUGAGAUGUCCUGCGGCCAUGCUGUAACCCCGCAGUCUCUCACUGCGUGGUGCCGCAGCCUGCUGGAUCAGGGCCAGUAUAAAUUUAAGUGCCCAGCCCUGAAGGAUGGCACCCUGCAACAGUGUGGAGCUCUGUGGUCUUAUCAGGAAGUGCGCCUCCUGGCUGUCCUGACCACAGCUGAAAUGCAGCACUUUGAAGAGAACAUUGCGCGUCUGGCAGCUACAGAGUACUGUGAUUUUAAAACUUGUCCUGGCUGUAAGUCCUUCAUUGAGAGAGAGGACCUGACUAACCUCUGUGUAAAGUGCCUAGUGUGCGCUGCAGAUCAGAAGACACAGAUCCAGUUCUGCUGGCAGUGCUUGAAGCCUUGGAAAGGUCCAGCUCCCCGCUCUGAUCGCUGCAGCAAUGACGGCUGCAUCAACCAUGACCUGGAACUCCUCAGUACCUGCAAGACCACCUCUCUCCCUCAGGUGCAGGGGGUCGAUGCCUGUCCCUCCAUCCGGGCCUGUCCCACCUGUGGACAUAAGGUGGAGCACGACAAGACGGGCUGCAAGAACAUCCUCUGUCCUCGCUGCCAGGUGGAGUUCUGCUUCGUGUGUCUGAAGCUCACUCCUGAGUGUCAGAAGACCAGUUCCUACUUCAUCCCCUGCAGUGAUGGCGUGGCUCCCAGACAGACAUCCAUACCUGUGUGGCACAGGAAGUAAAAGUACACAGACCAACUCACAGCAGUCGUUUUUUGACAAAGUUAAUCAGUGAGUUUAAAAUUGUUCCAGGUCUGCUUGUUCAUGUUCAGCACCAUAAUCUGUUAUUUUAUCUUAUAACCGACUUUUGAAAUAUGUAAGUGACCUUAUCUUGUCUCUUUUUAGAUGAAUAAAGUUCAUU
Molecule: messenger RNA, 1088 nt
Organism: Fundulus heteroclitus (mummichog)
Lineage: Eukaryota; Metazoa; Chordata; Actinopteri; Cyprinodontiformes; Fundulidae
Product: probable E3 ubiquitin-protein ligase RNF144A-A
Exons: 4
Coding region: 89-910 (273 amino acids)
Source: RefSeq, a predicted model, not a curated record